This is a messenger RNA of Ictalurus furcatus (blue catfish), 2839 nucleotides long. Its product is annotated as rhodopsin-like. Gene Ontology annotation, biological process: visual perception; phototransduction; G protein-coupled receptor signaling pathway. The transcript is spliced from 5 exons. Bases 1761 to 2825 code for a protein of 354 amino acids. Gene Ontology annotation, cellular component: membrane; photoreceptor outer segment. Gene Ontology annotation, molecular function: G protein-coupled receptor activity. The record is from RefSeq and is a predicted model, not a curated record. Lineage: Eukaryota; Metazoa; Chordata; Actinopteri; Siluriformes; Ictaluridae.
AUUGUCAAAAUUUACAGACUUUCAGCUGUUUGCAAUGAACAAAUUAAACAAAAGGAAUUGAAAUAGUUCAACACAACAAAUGCUUCAAGUGGUUUCCCCAAAUUCAACUGAAAAUGCAACUUAUAAUGACUUCUCCAGUUUCAAAAUUAUUCACACCUGAAUAAAAUCCCUCACAACAUCACAAAUAUGCACAACAGGUGUUGUCUCAAGCACACCUGAUGCAAUGAAGGGCUUCAUUAGUUGCACCAGGUGUGUUUGAGCUGGAACACAUGAAAUACCUGAAAUGGCUAGGGGCAGAAAAUUUAUGAAAUACUUGAAUGGGGCAGAAAAAGGAAGCUAUCAACAGCUGCCACCAGAUUUCUGAGAAGGCAGGUUGUGAAAAACCCUCAAGUGACUACAAAAGACCUGCAGCAAGACUCGGUGGCGACUGUAAGCACAGUAAGGCGCAUACUAAACACAUAAGGUUUCCAUGCCAGAACUCCAAGACGUAUACCACUACUGACCUAAAAGCACAAGAAAAAUCAUAUAAAUAAACCAUAGAAGUUUUGGGAUUCAGUUCUGAGGAGUGAUUAAACAAAACUGGAACUUUUCGACACGAUGCAUCAGCGGUAUGUCUGGAGGAAGAAGAAUGAAGAAUGAACACUCUAUCCACAGUCAAGCAUGGUGGUGGCUCUGUGAUGCUCUGGGGCCGCUUUGCAUCCUCUGGCACUGGAAACCUGCAGCGUGUAGAAGGCAAGAUGGAUUCAUUGAAGUAUCAGGAAAUCCUAGGAGAAAACGUCAUGCCGUCUGUGAGGAAGCUGAAACUUGGGCGUCAUUGGACUGUCCAACAGGACAAAGAUCCCAAGCAUACCUCAAAUUUCACCAAGGUUUGGUUGCAGAAGAAGUUCUGGAAGAUCCUACAGGGCCAUCACAGUCACCUGACUUGAACCCCAUAGAAAAUCUCUGGUGGGAUUUGAAGAAUGCGGUUGCAGCACGCAAACCCAAGAAUAUUACUGAACUGGAGGCCAUUGCUCAUGAGGACUGGGCUAAGAUUCCUCAGGAAGUCUGCCAGAAGCUAUGCAUCUUGUUUGCAGCAGGUCAUAACAGCAAGAGGGUGUCUACUAAGUACUAAAGAUGCUUGCCAUGAAGGGGGUGAAUAAUUUUGAAACUGGAGAAGUCAUUAUAAGUUGCAUUUUCAGUUGAAUUUGGGGAAACCACUUGAAGCAUUCGUUGUGUUGAACUAUUUCAACUGCUUUUGUUUGAGGUGUUCAUUGCAAACAGCUGAAAGUCUAUAAAUUUUGACAAUAAACCUGAUUUGCGAUGGGGGUUGAACAAUUUUGAUUGUUCAUAACUGUAUAUAGUUUUUAUACAGCAGCUUUCAUACGUGUAUAACACAAGCUUAAAGUGAAACACAAGGCAAUCAAAAACAAUAGAAAUAAAAAUAAUAUAAUGACAGAAAGAACAAAAUAAAGAAGAAUUAAAGAAAAUCUUCAAAUGCCGUCUUCUGUCCUUCAGUGUAUCUUAAGGAUUAGUCACUUUCUUUCUGACCUUGCGCCCUAUUUUACCAAAUUACACUAAUCUCCCACUUUCACUGAGGUUAAUCCAUCAGGACCGUGGCAUAUAAGAGAGCUGCUCAGUGUCCCGGGGAGUUGAUCACUUGUUCUCAGGAACUGACCCUUUCUCCAAAUUAUCUACAAUUCAGCGAUUUCUUUUGCUUGUUUGCUUUUGUCCCCCGUCUGUUCUUGUUUUCCGUCUUGUAUUUCUGAGUCUCUGCAGUCAUCAUGAACGGGACAGAGGGUCCGAACUUCUACGUGCCAAUGUCCAACAAGUCGGGCUUGGUUCGCAGCCCGUUCGAGGAGCCGCAGUACUACCUAGCCGAGCCGUGGAAGUACUCGCUGUUAGCUGCCUACAUGCUCUUCCUCAUGAUCACUGCCUUCCUGAUCAACUUCCUCACUCUCUACGUCACCGUAAAAUACAAGAAACUCCGUACACCGCUCAAUUACAUUCUUCUGAACCUCGCUGUUGCCGGCUUGUUCAUGGUCUUCGGAGGCUUCACGGUCACUCUCUACACCGCCCUGCAUGGAUAUUUUGUCCUGGGUGUAACUGGGUGCAAUAUUGAGGGCUUUUUUGCCACCAUGGGAGGUGAGAUUGGCCUGUGGUCCCUGGUAGUUUUGGCUAUUGAACGCUACAUUGUGGUGUGUAAGCCUGUGUCCACAUUUCGUUUUGGAGAGAAGCACGCCAUCAUUGGAGUUGGCUUCACCUGGAUCAUGGCCCUCACCUGUGCUGGCCCACCACUGCUUGGCUGGUCCAGGUAUAUUCCAGAAGGGAUGCAGUGUUCAUGUGGAAUAGAUUACUACACCCCAAAACCUGAAUACAACAACACGUCGUUCGUCAUCUAUAUGUUCGUCCUACAUUUCUGUAUUCCGCUGCUGGUCAUCUUCUUCUGUUACAGCCGCCUCCUCUGCACAGUUCGCGCAGCCGCAGCUCAGCAGCAGGAGUCGGAGAGCACUCAGAGGGCAGAGAAAGAGGUCACCCGGAUUGUGGUCGUUAUGGUGAUCGCGUUCCUGGUGUGCUGGUUGCCGUAUGCCAGUGUUGCCUGGUACAUAUUUGCCAACCAGGGCUCGGAGUUCGGACCCGUUUUCAUGACCGUGCCGGCAUUCUUCGCCAAGAGCGCCUCCAUUUACAACCCUGUCAUCUACAUCUUCCUCAACAGACAGUUCAGGAACUACAUGCUGGUCACCCUGUGCUGUGGAAAGAACCCAUUCGGUGAGGAUGAGACCAGCAUCACGUCCUCUACAAAGACCCAGUCCUCUGUGGUCUCCACAAGCCAGGUGGCCCCUGCCUGAACCUGUGACCUCUG